Molecule: messenger RNA, 1536 nt
Organism: Dunckerocampus dactyliophorus (ringed pipefish)
Lineage: Eukaryota; Metazoa; Chordata; Actinopteri; Syngnathiformes; Syngnathidae
Product: DNA damage-inducible transcript 4-like protein
Exons: 3
Coding region: 185-766 (193 amino acids)
Biological process (GO): negative regulation of signal transduction
Cellular component (GO): cytoplasm
Source: RefSeq, a predicted model, not a curated record
GAAGGUAUAAGUAGCACCCGAGUAAACGCACCCAGCUACAGUGUGUAUUGUGUUACUUGCAUGGGUGUGUGGGGAAGUUCGAUGUGGGUGUGUAACUUAAUUUAUCAGAAACCAAAAUAAAUUAUUUUUUGCACUAAAUAUUAUAUAAGCAAUCCACAAAAGUGAAGAAGUAAACUCUGUCAACAUGGUUGCCACCAGCACACUGAAGCCCAAAAGCAGCGAGUGCAUCUCUGAGGUGGCCGAGCGGAAAUACGACCAGGCGAGCCUGGAAAAGGAACUAGAUUUUUGGGAUCACUGCUUGGCCGGGCCCCCAAGGAAUACAGAUGCCACUGAUGACAGACGCUGCCUCCAGCUGGCCAAGAUGUUUGAGAGCUGCCUGUCUCGAGCCAAGAGGUCAAUGCUCCACUGCUCCUCCGUGCUGGUCCCAGAGAAGCUGACACGGAGGAUAGCAGGAGAAGUGCUGCGCUUGGCGUCCUGCGAGCCAUGUGGCCUGCGCGGCUGCGUCCUCUAUGUGCUCCUGGAGCUGGACAAGGGCUGCCAGCAGCUGGAGCGCAUCGUGUACGACACCAACGUGGUGCCCACCUUUGAGCUGACUCUGGUGUUCAAGCAGGACGGCACCGCCUGGCCGAGCUUGCGGGACUUCCUUUUCAUGGGCACCUGCUUCGCCCCGAACUUCAGACGUGCGCUCAAAUUGAGUCCAGGCUUCCGGCUAGUCAAAAAAAAACUGUACUCCUCCUCGGCUGGGACCUUGAUCGAGGAGUGUUGAACUGUGGGAUGUUGUCUUUUUGGAUAAAUGCACUUUAACCAUGAUGUAAAUGACCUUUGACUUACACUGAAUAUGUACAAGUUGGUCUUUUCAGUUUAUUCCCUGUCUAACCUUUUAAGGAUCAUGUUGGCCAUCUCCAUUUUUGAACUUCCUUCCAGUAAUAUCCUAGCCUGCUUCUUAAAGUUGGCCGGUGAAUGCAAACAUUUUUUUUAACAUACACUAGCCACUUUAAUGCUACGUUGAAUGUGUUUGGCAACAGUCAUAAACUUGAACAGGACCUGUCGCUUUUAGUCUUGGGUUGAUUCUUGACUGAAUGUUGUUUUUUUUUUUUUUUUAAAUGCUGUCACAUGAGGGAAUAUGGAUACGCUCCUAUUGCCUUUUUACAUACGCGACCCUGUUCUGUCAUGCAGAUUCAAGUAACUGAAAUAUUUGCAAGUUCACCAACAGGAAGUACAAAGAGACCUGUACUUUUUUGCAACCCCACUAGAUUUUUUUAUUAAGUUCUAUGUCAACAUUUGAUUGAAAGAAGCUUUGACUUGUCUGUCAGACAAUAAAAUAUUUCAACCUCAUAUUUGGUAGACAUUGAGUGUGCACUUGGAUUAAGCCAGGGUUGGGCAACCGGUGGCUUCAGCCUCCUUGUGGCGCCUUCUGGUCAUGAUGAAUGAAAAAUUAUUGGUGUAAAUGAUCUAUUUUCCUUUGGUUUAUUGUACAUCUUGGACUUCAAAGUGAAACUUUUAAUAUUGAAUUGUUGAAAAUGUUUAUAAUUAAAA